GGUGUCCGUGAGCCUUGGAGCAUGAAAGAGGAAAGACCCUAGGACUGCUCGAAGGGCACCGCGCACCUGGCAGGAGGCGCAGCAGGGCAGGCGCACGGAACUGAACAGUGGGCGGGGCCGCUACGUCCUUGCCCUGGGAAACGGUCCCAGUCGCAAGCUCGCUGCUUGCCGCUGCGAGACACCCAGAUAUCAUGGGGAAACUAGUGGCGCUGACCGUGCUGGGGGCCACCUUAGCCUUAAUAGGGGAGAGGCUCCUGACUUUUAGAGCAAGAGUUACUACAUCUCGAGAAAUAAAGUCCAUAGAACCUCAGAGCUGCCACCUGAUUGCGGGACUUGAGAACGGCUCUGAAGAUAUUGAUAUACUUCCUAGUGGGCUGGCUUUCAUCUCUACUGGAUUAAAAUACCCAGGCAUGCCAAGCUUGGCACCAGACAAACCAGGAAGAAUCUUCCUGAUGGAUCUGAAUGAGCAAAAUCCCAAGGCGCAAGUGCUGGAAAUCAGUGAAGGGUUUGACAAGGACUCACUGAAUCCUCAUGGGAUCAGUGCUUUCAUCGACAAAGACAACACUGUGUAUCUUUAUGUUGUGAAUCACCCCCACAUGGACUCCACUGUGGAGAUAUUUAAAUUUGAAGAACAACAGCGUUCUCUCAUCCACCUGAAAACCAUAAAGCACGAACUUCUCAAGAGUGUGAACGACAUUGUGGUUCUUGGGCCAGAGAAGUUCUAUGCUACAAGAGACCGCUACUUUACCAGUCACUUCUUAGCACUUGUGGAGAUGAUAUUGGACUUUCACUGGACUUACGUUCUUUUCUACAGCCCAGAAGAGGUCAAAGUAGUGGCACAAGGAUUUAGUUCUGCCAAUGGAAUCACAGUCUCCCUAGACCAGAAGUAUAUCUAUGUAGCUGAUGUAACAGCUAAGAACAUUCACGUAAUGAAAAAACAUGAUAAUUGGGAUUUAACUCAAGAGAAGGUAAUUCACCUGGGAACGUUAGUGGAUAACUUGACUGUUGAUCCUGCCACGGGAGAUAUUUUGGCAGGGUGCCAUCCUAACCCUAUGAAGCUAUUGAUUUAUAACCCUGAGGAUCCUCCAGGCUCGGAAGUCCUACGCAUCCAGGAUUCUUUGUCAGAUAAUCCCAGGGUGAGCACGGUCUAUGAGAACAAUGGCUCUGUACUGCAGGCCAGCACUGUGGCUUCUGUGUAUCAAAAGAAAAUGCUCAUAGGCACUAUAUUUCACAAAACUCUGUAUUGUGAACUCUAAAUCUUUCUUAAAAAAAAAAAAAAACCUUUAUAUAUGACAAAAGUAAAAUUGUAAUUGUAUGCUAAAUGGAACUGUAAGUAUUUACAAUUGCCAGUGAAAGUGUAUAUGGCUUUUCUUAUGGAGAAAAGUAAAGGAGUACAGAAACUUAUGUCCUUGAAAGCAAGAGUCAAGUUAGCAUCAAGGCAACCAGAAACCCAACUGUUCUCAGUCUUUGAGCAUGCCCAACAUUCUGUAUACCAUGGGACAUGUAGGCUGUGACCACUUAGGGCUCCUGCUCACUUAGAUUUGUGGCCCUUGGUAAAUGUUCAUCAAUAUUACCUCCUACAACUGUGAUGUUCUGAAUCUUCUGUAGUCCACACUAGUAAAGAAAUUAAUUGUUAAAAAUUC
Molecule: messenger RNA, 1643 nt
Organism: Acomys russatus (golden spiny mouse)
Lineage: Eukaryota; Metazoa; Chordata; Mammalia; Rodentia; Muridae
Gene: Pon3
Product: paraoxonase 3
Exons: 9
Coding region: 192-1256 (354 amino acids)
Molecular function (GO): arylesterase activity
Source: RefSeq, a predicted model, not a curated record